Messenger RNA from Chrysemys picta bellii (western painted turtle), 2668 nucleotides. NCBI's taxonomy places the organism in Eukaryota, Metazoa, Chordata, Testudines, Emydidae. The record is from RefSeq and is a predicted model, not a curated record.
UUGAUCGCCCGGUGUGGGCCCCUGGCCCCUGGGCUAGGGCAGCUGAUCCCCGGCACAGAGCUCAGACCCCUGGCCUGGGGGGAACAGCCUUGGGCUGGGCCAGUGACUCCCUUGGCGGAUUGCGGGGCGGACCUUGGAGGCGCUGGGUUUGGGCAGGGGUGGAUCCCGCGGCGCUGGCCCGGGCUCGGGGAGUGGAUUCCAACUCCGCCCGCUCUGAGCGGCACCGGGCGGGCAGGGGAGGGUCCCGGGACCGGCCGAAGGGGGCUCCACCUCCCAGGGUUUAAAGCCCUGCGCUCGGCGGCUGCGGCGCUACGCGAUGAGGCAGGGGAGCUCCAGCGGCCGGGCGUUGGGUUCUGCGGGCUGCGGGCGGUCGGGGGCCCCCGGACAGCGGCUCCGGUGAGCCGGGGAGCGCGGAGCAGCAGCGGGGCCGGCGCCGAGUUUAAAAGUUGUUUGGCUGAGACAACGCAGGGCGGCUGGGGAGUGCGUUAGGAGACCGGGAUGAUUUAUGUUUGUUUCUUCUGGGCCUGCCUCCAGUCAGGAGCCAACCGAAGUGGAACUGAAAACGAUCCCCUCUGUACCUAAGAAGAUGACUCUGAACACGCAGCAAGGGGGCAAGGGCCCUGUGUGCAGACGGGCCAGCACCCCGGUCCCCCUCUCCCACCAGGCCAGGCCAGGGAUGCGUGAGCUGAGGCCUAACCCCAGUGAGUCCCAUCACCCUCCACUUGGCUACUCCUCAUCCUUCGAGCCUGGAGACAAAGCUCCCGUCAUGCCGCGCAGCAGCUGGUCAUCGGACUCAGCCGACUCUGACAGCUCCUGGGAAUCCUUGUAUCGGGUGGUGCUGCUGGGUGACCCUGGUGUGGGCAAGACCAGCUUGGUGAACCUCUUUGCCGGGAUCCAAGAGCGGGACCUGCCGGAACAGCCAGGAGAGGACGCCUACGAACGCACCCUGUCGGUGGAUGGGGAGGAGACCACGCUGCUGGUGAUGGACACCUGGGAAACAGAGAGGCGGGGCUCUGGCACGUGCAGCUUGUCCAGAAGCAAUGGCGUGACCACUCGCUGGAAAAACCGUAGUGUCCUGUCAGAAACACCUGUGUCUUCUGCACCGCCUCUAAAGAAGCAGAUUGACUGUAAAUUGGCAUUACUGGUUCUAAGGCCCCUAAGCCUGUUGGUCCUGGCAACAUUUGCUGACCAGUAUCUCUGCAGUUUGAGGUUUGCUCCCUCGUGUGUGAAGCUGGCUUCUGUUCCCAGCACGAGAAAUAGCGGUCCGGUUUGUCAUAGAAUUUAGGACCACAACGGCAUGCAGAAUGCGUGUGGAUUAGCAUGCCCAAUCUGUGCAUCUAAUCACGGUAACUGUGCAUGCAAAUUAGAUGCACCUUUUGCACAAGCAGUUGUACAUCUAAACAGUCUGAAAAUCUGGUCCGAAAGUUUUAAAGACUUGAAUUUAUUUCCACUAUCCCUGAAUUGCAUUUUUCUACUGAGUGCUAUUUCCCCUCGUGAGAAGAUACCGAUUGUCGAGUUAAUUUGUUUAGGGACACAGUGAACAUCAACAUUUUGGCCGUGAUGGGUCCUAAGGCCUGGUACCCGAUGCCCCUGAAAUAUCCCCCCUGCCCCCCCCCCCAUCCUUCCCAUUUUAAAAACCCACAUUAAAAGCUUAUGUUUUCUCCCAGGGGCUCAGGCCUGAUGAUAACAUUAUCUAGCUCUUAUGUGGCAUUUUUCAUCAGUAGAUCUCAAACCACAUCACCGUUGUUAAUGUAUUUAUCCUCCCACCCAUCCACCCCCCGGUGAGGUGCUCUUAACCCCAGUGUACAGACGGAUGCAGAGGUGGUAAGUGACUUGCCCAUGGUCACCCAGGAAGUCUGUGGCACAGCAGGGAAUUGAUGCCAGGCCUAACCACUGGACCAUCCUUCAGCCCCUUCCCUUCCAGGCCCCCAUUCCCUUGUAAAUGGGCUCCCCGGCGCUUGCUGGCGGUUCGCAAUUGGAAAGGGGCUCAUAUUUCAGCCUGAGGCCCAGACCCCUGAGCGCGCUGGCCGGGGUUUGGGGCUGUACGAAUACAAAGGAUGUCACGGGCUGGGUGUGUUCCCCAGAGGGUGCUGCAGCCAGUGGUUCUGUUGUGAACCCUUUAAAGCCCUCUUCCUUCUCCGGCGUGGGAGGGCGGGUCCCCCUGAGCCCCCAGAGCCCCAUUGGUGUUUGCAGGCGCUGGGCUGCCACAGAUGCAUGGCCGGGCAGCCUGCACGUUUGGGAGCGGAGCCCUGGGGCUGUAAUUUGCAGCUGACAGAUUGAGGAGGAGACUGGGUCAAACGCCCCCCAAAGCCAGAAGCUUUUAAUCUGCAGGUUAUUGACGUGUCUGCUGGGCGGCCAGAGGCUGCGGGAGCCUGGGCUGCUGUCUGAUGGGGACAGGCUGACGGCAGCGGGGGCCGCGCCGCACCUGCACCGGGGCUGUGAUGCUGAACUGCUUCCCCCUCCUUGCCCUGUCCGCAGCCUGGAGAUUUGCACCCUCUCUGGGGACCCGUUCCUUCCAAGGGCUCAGACUAGCCCCAGCUGGCAGGGAGCAGCCUGGGGCAGGCCUCAUCCUUCAGUAAACCUUGAGCGCGCUACCGGUUCCCCACUGAUUGAUGGGGCUGUUCAGCUGAGCCGUUACCCACUCUUGGCCCCGGCCCACAGACUAGCG